This is a messenger RNA of Loxodonta africana (African savanna elephant), 1128 nucleotides long. RefSeq names its product adhesive plaque matrix protein-like. The transcript has 2 exons. Bases 1 to 1128 code for a protein of 375 amino acids. The record is from RefSeq and is a predicted model, not a curated record. Lineage: Eukaryota; Metazoa; Chordata; Mammalia; Proboscidea; Elephantidae.
AUGUCAAGCUACGUGAAGAUCGCCCAGGAGCAGGAGCUCAAGCAGACGAGAGUCUUCCUCCAGAGCUGGAGCCGCUGUGUGAGUUUGAACCAGGGCUUUGAACAGAUUCGGAAUGGCUCAGUAAUUGCCGAUGUAAACAAGGGCAGCGUCUGCUUGCACAGAAAACGAACCUGUUACCCUUCGGAUUUUGGCCCCAGUAGGCAACAAACAGCAGCGCCCUGUUCAGAGACGGCGGCCGGCCGAGCUGGUUUGGAUGGGCAUCACUCUCCACGGUCCCACCGAGAGCCCCCCAGUCACCCUCCACGGUCCUACCGAGAGUCCCCCAGUCACCCUCCACGGUCCUACCGAGAGUCCCCCAGUCACCCUCCACGGUCCUACCGAGAGUCCCCCAGUCACCCUCCACGGUCCUACCGAGAGUCCCCCAGUCACCCUCCACGGUCCUACCGAGAGUCCCCCAGUCACCCUCCACGGUCCUACCGAGAGUCCCCCAGUCACCCUCCACGGUCCUACCGAGAGUCCCCCAGUCACCCUCCACGGUCCUACCGAGAGCCCCCCAGUCACCCUCCACGGUCCUACCGAGAGUCCCCCAGUCACCCUCCACGGUCCUACCGAGAGCCCCCCAGUCACUCUCCACGGUCCUACCGAGAGUCCCCCAGUCACCCUCCACGGUCCUACCGAGAGUCCCCCAGUCACCCUCCACGGUCCUACCGAGAGCCCCCCAGUCACCCUCCACGGUCCUACCGAGAGUCCCCCAGUCACCCUCCACGGUCCUACCGAGAGUCCCCCAGUCACCCUCCACGGUCCUACCGAGAGUCCCCCAGUCACCCUCCACGGUCCUACCGAGAGUCCCCCAGUCACCCUCCACGGUCCUACCGAGAGUCCCCCAGUCACCCUCCACGGUCCUACCGAGAGUCCCCCAGUCACUCUCCACGGUCCUACCGAGAGUCCCCCAGUCACCCUCCACGGUUCUACCGAGAGUCCCCCAGUCACUCUCCACGGUCCUACCGAGAGUCCAGUCUCCUGCCUCAGGUCCUGAAACUUGCCAGAUCCCUGUGGGAGACUGCAUUUUUGGCAGGACUGUGGAGAGCAACACAUACUCAGAGCAGCCCAGUUGGCCUCCAUCUUUGA